Molecule: messenger RNA, 2362 nt
Organism: Sipha flava (yellow sugarcane aphid)
Lineage: Eukaryota; Metazoa; Arthropoda; Insecta; Hemiptera; Aphididae
Product: TBC1 domain family member 20
Exons: 9
Coding region: 967-2136 (389 amino acids)
Biological process (GO): positive regulation of GTPase activity; endoplasmic reticulum to Golgi vesicle-mediated transport
Cellular component (GO): endoplasmic reticulum membrane
Molecular function (GO): GTPase activator activity
Source: RefSeq, a predicted model, not a curated record
UGCGCGCGUCUGCGGCGGUCAAGGAAAUCGGUUUCUAUUUAAAAAUAAGUAAAGUAGUAUCGGCACGUCCAAAAUCUCGGCCGCACUGCGGCAGCCGCGUUGGCCGCUCGUCUACAGACGCGUCCUAAGGAAUCGUACCUUAAAGGUGUUGCAGUGUCUAGUGUACCAGUGAACAUAUUUUGCGUUUCUACAUUUGUUCGUUUGAAUCAAUAUUAUAAGGGCUAAAAAUAUAUCUCAGACAGUACCAAAUUUUUUUAAGAGCUUUUGAUGAUUUUCGGUUCGGGCCUGGGAUUUUUUUCACAAACAUUUUUUGGACCGGUCGGACCGGGCUUUAGAAAAAAGAUAUUUGACCGAGCUGGACCGUAAAUGUAUGGCCCUUGCAGGUCUUUACCUAUUCAUUUUUUCAUUAUUGUCGAUUGAUAUUGGUAUGGGCCGUGUGUUCGACGUGCCUGUGCUAAGGCAUUCGUGUGGCGAUUACGUCCGCUGGCCGACGAUGGGGACGGCGAAGGGGAACCGUCAGCUGUUGGGCGCUUGCGUGUGUUUACUCGUCUGAUAAUGACGUGUGUACACUGUCGUCGUUAUCUCUACUGUUUCGCGUUCACAACAACAAUGUCAAUAACGAAGAAAAUAAAUAAACCCGACGGACUUGUAACGGUAAUAGUAUUGUUGCAAUUCUAACACUUCUCCCCCGUGUACACUCCGUUCGACGACGAUGCCAGUUGUACCGUCGUAUUGAUUCGAUCGCGUCGCAAGUGUCGCAACAAACUGCGAUCGUUGAUCCGUAAGUUCGACGUGCCGUCGCGUACCUAAGUAAAAACCGCUUUGACGUGGUGGACCCGAUCGUCGCGCGCCAACGGGUUUUACGUGCCUGCGGACUGUUCUGUUUCAUUCCCAUCGCCACGGACUCGCUCGCUUGUUCACUCCCGUCUCUGUUGCUUCUUCCGACCGACAUCACUUGAAGAUACCAUGUCGGACGGCGACGACUUGUCUGACUGCAGCAACUCGUCGGAUUCCAGUUACUCGAAGGUGGACUUCUACGAAGUUCAAAAUGUAGUACCUGAACAGUUUAAAAAUAAAGUGAACAGUUUAAACAAAAUUCUGCAAAGCGAAAUAAAAGAUACUGAUGAACUGAAAAACUUAGCUUGCAGUGAAGGAGGAUUAGUGAUUAGUUUAGUACGUUCAGAAGCAUGGCCAUUACUUUUAAACUUAUCAAUUGAGAAUAAACCAUUACUUAACUUAGAAAACAUUAAAGAUCAUCCAGAAUAUAAUCAAGUGGUCAUGGAUGUUAGAAGGUGUUUAAAAAGAUUUCCUCCUGGCAUAUCUUAUGAGAGAAUUGGAUUAUUGCAAGAACAAUUGAUUGAAAUUAUACUCAGUAUAAUUACGGAACACAAAGAAUUAAAAUACUAUCAAGGUUAUCAUGAUGUUGCUGUUACGUUCCUAAUUGAAGUUGGACAAGAAAAAGCUUAUAUUCUAAUGGAGUACUUAUCUUUAAACCAUCUAAGAAAAUUUCUGAUGCCAACCAUGAAUGAAACGUCAUAUAUGUUAUGGCAUGUAUUUCCGCUAUUAUUAAAAAUCGAUCCAAUAUUAGGAGAGUUCAUAUUAAAGUCUGGUAUCGGUACAAUAUUUGCUCUGCCAUGGUUACUUUCAUGGUUUAGUCAUAGUUUGAACCAACACAUAAAAGUAGUGAGAUUAUUUGAUUAUUUCUUGGCAUCACAAGAAGACAUUAUUUUGUAUGUGAUAGCUCAGAUGAUAAUUGCUAGGAGAGAUGAAGUUUUGAAAGUUGAAUGCGAUAUGGCUAAUGUACAUUGGGUCUUAUCAAAGAUUCCAGAAGAUCUAGAUUUUGAAUCUGUAUUGGAUAAAGCUACAAUUAUGUGCGAAGAUUAUCCACUCUCAACAAUUAAAGACGAAGUCGACUUGUUAAUUGAAAACGAGGCUAAAUUAUUACAAGCUCUGCAUGAUGAAAAUAUCCAAAGACGUUCAAUUAGGAAGAAGAUUCCGGAUCACGGACCUCCAUUCGCCAAUGCUUUCCAUUAUGUACCAAUAUGGAUAGUACCUAGGAUGAGAUUUGGUCUGUUAUUCUUUGGAUUCAGUGUUGCUGCUGGACUGUGGGCUGUAAUCAAAUCCAACAACAACUAAAAUAAAUUAUUGAUGCUUCAUAUAUUCCAAAUACAUGUGCUAUACACAGGGGACCAAAUAGACUGAUAUCUUACAAUAUUGUGUCGAUAUGUAUUUAUUUGUUUUAAUUUAUGAUGACUCAUAUCUAGAUUUUUCUCAUUUGUUUAUCCCUAUUUUGUUAAUCUCUUUUCAUACAGUCUAAUUGUUAAAAAUUAAAAUAUUUAUAAUUUAAAAUUUACCAUUACAA